Molecule: messenger RNA, 523 nt
Organism: Anarrhichthys ocellatus (wolf-eel)
Lineage: Eukaryota; Metazoa; Chordata; Actinopteri; Perciformes; Anarhichadidae
Gene: romo1
Product: reactive oxygen species modulator 1
Exons: 3
Coding region: 135-374 (79 amino acids)
Biological process (GO): protein import into mitochondrial matrix; protein insertion into mitochondrial inner membrane
Cellular component (GO): TIM23 mitochondrial import inner membrane translocase complex
Source: RefSeq, a predicted model, not a curated record
CCAUCUUUCUCUCCUUCCGGUUAUGGAGUUCUGCUAGAAAGACAUUUAAACGCAGCUGAGCUCUACAACUACGAGGAAUCCUCCAAAUUAGGAACCAUAAUAAACCAAACUUAUUUUAAAACACACACUUCAAGAUGCCCGUGGCUGUAGGUCCAUACGGACAGACCCAGCCCAGCUGUUUUGACCGGGUCAAGAUGGGCUUCAUGAUGGGUUUUGCAGUGGGGAUGGCUGCUGGCGCCAUGUUCGGCACCUUCUCUUGUCUCAGGAUCGGCAUGCGCGGCAGGGAGCUGAUGGGAGGAGUGGGGAAGACCAUGAUGCAGAGCGGCGGGACGUUCGGCACCUUCAUGUCCAUCGGGAUGGGCAUCCGCUGCUGAGGACGAGGAGGGACGACCUCCUGCACACAGUCACUCAGCUAUGAGACUUUUCCAGUAACUACAACUAUAGCCGUCUGUCCGCUCGACGCCGUCACGCUGUCAACCCACCGUCUAGUUUUGUCAAUAAAUAUUCACAUUCUUCAAAAUGG